Messenger RNA from Nerophis ophidion (straightnose pipefish), 3156 nucleotides. It is a transcript of the gene kcnj5, whose product is annotated as potassium inwardly rectifying channel subfamily J member 5. The coding region runs from base 223 to 1545 and encodes 440 amino acids. NCBI's taxonomy places the organism in Eukaryota, Metazoa, Chordata, Actinopteri, Syngnathiformes, Syngnathidae. The record is from RefSeq and is a predicted model, not a curated record. Gene Ontology annotation, molecular function: inward rectifier potassium channel activity. Gene Ontology annotation, biological process: regulation of monoatomic ion transmembrane transport; potassium ion import across plasma membrane. The transcript has 4 exons. Gene Ontology annotation, cellular component: plasma membrane.
UACUCUCUCUCUCUGCCUGAGACCCCCUCGCUCACACAGGACUUGAUAUAGAGGCGGUGUUGGAGCAGACGGAGCUGGCUUGCAGGAAGAGAGAGGAUAGGGAGGAGGGCUGCAGGAAAAAAAAAAAAAAAAGACUGAGCGCACAGUCCUGGGAAGAAGAAGAAUGCCUGGAAGAGACCGCCACUCGCACAAUGACCUGAAGGUGUUCAGCUUCAGUUGAGAAUGGCGGGAGAUUCCAGAGUCCUCAUGGACCACAACAUAGAGAUAGGUGUCACGCCUGCACAGGUGAAGAAGCUUCCCAAACACUUACGGGAUGCCCAGAUCUCAACAGAGCGAACGCACUUGAUAUCCGACCCCGCCAAGAAGCCACGUCAGCGCUACGUGCAAAAGGACGGCAAGUGCAACGUCCACCAUGGAAACGUACAAGAGACCUACCGAUACCUCAGUGACUUGUUCACAACACUUGUCGACCUCCGCUGGCGUCUUAGUCUCUUUAUUUUCACCCUGGUCUACGUUGUCAACUGGCUUUUCUUUGGCUUUCUGUGGUGGUUGAUUGCACUCAUCCGCGGGGAUCUCCUGCAUGCAGACGAAGAGGGCUGGACCCCCUGCGUGGAGAACAUGAACAGUUUUGUCUCGGCCUUUCUUUUCUCCAUCGAGACAGAGACUACAAUUGGGUACGGUUAUCGUGUCAUCACGGAGAAAUGCCCGGAAGGUAUCGUUCUGCUUUUGGUGCAGGCCAUACUGGGUUCCAUUGUCAACGCCAUGAUGGUGGGCUGCAUGUUCGUCAAGAUCUCACAGCCUAAGAACCGCGCAGAGACCCUCAUGUUCUCGCACAAAGCCGUCAUAUCGAUGCGAGACAACAAGAUGUGCCUGAUGUUUCGAGUGGGGGACUUGAGAAAUUCUCACAUUGUGGAGGCCUCCAUCCGAGCAAAGCUGAUACGUUCGCAGCAGACGAAGGAGGGGGAAUUUAUCCCGCUCAACCAAACAGACAUAAACAUUGGCUUCGACACGGGGGACGACCGACUGUUCCUGGUGUCGCCACUCAUCAUUUCACAUGAGAUCAACGAGAAGAGCCCUUUCUGGGAAAUGUCCAUGGCACAAAUGGAGAAGGAAGAGUUCGAGAUCGUGGUGAUCCUUGAGGGCAUGGUGGAGGCUACAGGGAUGACGUGUCAAGCAAGAAGCUCCUACCUGGACACAGAAGUUCUUUGGGGCUACCGCUUCACACCCGUUCUCUCCCUGGAGAAGGGCUUCUACGAGGUCGACUACAACAACUUCCACGACGUCUACGAGACCAACACCCCUAUCUGCAGCGCCAAGGAAUUGGCGGCCAAGCUCCGGGACGGCCCGCUAUUGCCUCAGCUGUCGUUGCUCAGCCCGGAACCAAAAAUGCAUACUUUUGACCCUCUAAACCGCCUGUCUGACUUGGACCCACUGAGCCAGGUUGAGGACAAGGAGGAAGGGGAAUCAGGAGGGGACAGAGGUGAGACCAAUGGCUCUGCGGCUGCUUUAGAGGAGACGCCCUUUGCUGAUGGACUACCUGACUGAUUAGCCAUGGACAGCCAGCUUGUUCCAUUGCAAGGACACUCUUCUUCAGCCUCUGAAUCAUGCAAUACUCCUCUUCUAGAGUGUCAAUCUAUAGUAUAGAUUGGUUUUUAGACACUGUACUGUAAGUAACGACACACAUACAGCAUCUAUAUCUUCACUUAAAAAGUUGGUGGUGCCGAUUGUCUUUUUAUAAUCCUAUAAUCAUGUCCACUUACUACUAUUACAGUUGUGUGAGGGAAACUCGAUCUGAAGAUUACAGAUUACACCGAGCACAUUAUGGAUAUACCAUUGCUCUGAUUUUAAAGAGUAUUGAUUCAUCUUAGCGAAGCUAAUGUGUCGGACAGACGCUUCUCUGCAGUGAUGGAAGAAAAUUAUUAGCCGUCUCUGUUCAUGUUUCUAAGUUUCCUCUUCACUGGAACAUGUAAGGCUAAUCGUUUGCUCGUAGGAAAACCUAGGAAGCGAUCCAAAUGCAACGAAUAUGCACUUUUUGUUUUCGAGACCCUGUCUUUUCUGUGCGUCUAUCGUCAUGUGUCUGUGACUAAUUGUCUCUCUCGCACACACUGGGAGCUUUGCCCCAAAAUAUGCCAGCUUGUACCUCAUUCUAUGCUCAUUUUCAGGGUAAUUAUCUGCAACAUAGGCUGUUGAAAGAAGACAAUGCAACACAGUGACUAGCUGAUUGGAAGUAGUAAGAUUUUUCCCCCUACAAUUGUGAAGUGGCAUUGAUUUAAUCCUACUGUGGUAAAUUACAACUGGACAGUAGUAGUUAAGAUGCAUUUAAUUGACAAAGACCAAGACCUAAAUGUACAGUCGUCCCUUGCUACAUCACGCUUCAACUGCCAUACAUUGCAGUUAAAAAAACAAAAACACACAGACAAACUUUUUUUAAACAUAAUCUGCAUGUUUUGGCCUGAAUUUAAAUGUUAAAUCAAGUUUUAUUUACUUAUACCACAGUGCAGUAUUUUUUUCUUAUUUUCUAUUAGUAUCAUGCGAUUGUGUUACGGCAGGGGGAGGGGGGGUGUCGCAGCUUACUGCGGGGUUUGUUCCCCCGGGAUGCAGACGGACCACUCCGGACAAGGCAUGCAGGUAGGAACAUGAUUUAAUCUUUAAAACGCGCAUCAAAAACAGAAAACAAGCAGAAGGGAAAACGUGCCGAUCGCACGAGAAACUAAGGUACAAACUUAUGUUCUGUGGUCUGGAUUCUGUUUAGUUAUGUUCUGUUUUGUUUUUGACUAUUAAUUCCUGUUUUUGCGCACCCUGGUUUGCUUUAGUUUCCAUGACAACUCAAUAGUUUCACCUGCCUCGUUUGUCUGAACUCGCGCACCUGUUAUUAAUCAUGUCACUAGUAUUUAAGCCUGUGGUUGCCAGGUAGUCGACCUGGCGACAUUACCCCUGUUACCCUAAUGACAUCAUUCAUCUCUUGCUCUGACCAUGUUGGAUCUCUUGUGUUUGUUCGGUCCAUGCCAUAGUUCUCAUCACCCUAAGUGUUUUUGUUCAUGUUCAUAGUUCUGCCUUUGUGUUCGUUUUGUUCCCUGCAUUAAGUUUUGUACCUCCACUGUGAGCGCCUUUUGUUUGUAGCUUUUGAGUAAAAUUAAAAUCAUGUAUUUACCUUCA